UGGGUUUACACGCCAAAAGACAAAAAAUGACUACAUCGAUACCUGUCUCAGCUCACCCAGAGAACCAUUUAAUCUGCUUAUUUUAACCUAACUGACCGACGCCGCUAAACUUGGUAUUUACCACCUCCCGUGUGCACCAAUAUGAGCAGUCCGUGUGUGUUAGCAGUCAGAGGAGUGAGCUCACAAAGUGCGCAGAGGGUCUUAUCUCGGUAGCUAGCGUUAGCCCGACAAAGCUGCCGUCUGUGGCCCGCCGUGGCUCUUUCACUCACGGGACAGGCACUUUUCAAUUAGACUCAGCACCAUGAAUCUCUUGCGCCUCGUGUGCCGCCACAAGACAGCCCUGGUCAUUGGCACUGUGUGCAGCUUUGCUGUCGUUCUCGUAUUCUUGGCCAAAUGUACCUCAGAAACCCUAAAACAGGGCCACCAAGAUCCUCCAGGCCUCGUCCCUCAUGCCAAUGGUUUGCAGUCCAAUCCAGAGCAGCAUAACCCCCCAUCCACAUCCAAAGACAUGUCAGCAUUCCUCGUUGUCCUCAUCACUACCGGACCCAAGUACACAGAGCGUAGGAGUAUCAUCCGCAGCACCUGGCUGGCCAAGCGGGACUCUGAUGUUCUGGCUAUGUUUGUGGUGGGAACUCAGGGGCUUUCCAGCGAGGACCUUCAGAACCUCAACACAGAGCAAGGGCGGCACAAAGACUUGCUCCUAUUGCCUGAUUUGCGAGAUUCUUACGAGAACUUAACGCUAAAGCUGCUGCACAUGUACUCCUGGUUGGACCAGAAUGUGGAGUUCAAGUUUGUCCUUAAAGCUGAUGAUGAUACAUUUGCUCGCUUGGACCUCCUAAAGGAGGAGCUGAAGGGGAAAGAGCCCAGCCGGUUAUACUGGGGCUUCUUCUCUGGGAGAGGGAGAGUGAAAACUGCUGGGAAGUGGCGGGAAAGCUCUUGGGAGCUUUGUGACUACUACCUGCCCUACGCGCUGGGCGGGGGCUACAUCCUCUCAGCUGACCUGGUGCAUUAUGUGCAUCUUAAUGCAGGUUACUUCAAGACAUGGCAGAGUGAGGACGUGUCACUGGGCGCCUGGCUGGCACCAGUGGAUGUUCGGCGGACACAUGACCCACGCUUUGACACAGAGUACAAAUCGCGUGGUUGCAACAACAAAUACUUGGUGACGCAUAAGCAGAGCUUGGAGGACAUGUUGGAAAAACACCAGACUCUGCAGCGUGAUGGCAGACUCUGCAAGGAGGAGGUCAAGCUGCGACUCUCCUAUGUGUAUGACUGGAGUGUGCCACCCUCACAGUGUUGCCAAAGAAAGGAUGGCAUUCCUUAAUUGUUGUCUUUUUCACAUGGCACCGAAGUUGGCUUCUGAUUCAUAUCUUUCUGGUUUGGAAAAGUUAAGGGAUACUUCUCCGGUCGUACACUAUUUAAAGUUAUGUAACAGGUCCCAGACAUCAUAGGAAGUGCCUCAGAGUUGAUAGAAAUCCCAUUUCAGAUUUGGAGAACCCUUUUUCUAUUUGUGAGAACAAAAAAAGGGGCAAUUUCAUUGCUUUUUAGUCAUGAAGGAGCAGGUCUAGCUGUUUCUUUUCUGUUUUCACAAGUUUGAAAUUGGGUUUUCAACAAUCAUUAGAGUUUUUGUGUUCAUUUAAAACACACUUGACAAAUAAAGGUUUAGUGGUUUUUGAACUGGACCUAGUCUGGAUGGAGGAAAAGCACUGCCAUUCUGUCAGUUUGAUGAGUCUUCCUUGUUUUUACAAUUAAAAUGAUAGUUUCACAAUUCUGAAAAGGGGCAUUAAACAACCUUCAAAAUUAAGUGCAAUCAGUUUUUUCUUUUUUCUGGACCUGGUUUAAUGUGAUCUGGAUGGAAAACAAGGAAUAAUAAUACACAGUUUUUCCUGAAUAGAAUGAGGUUUUAAACAGCAUUAAAGUUUUUCCUAUGAUAUCUGCUACAGGUUUCUCAGUUUUAAGUGGCGUAUUAAUGGGGAAUUGGCUGAAAAACAAUAGCCCUUAACUCUCAAACAGGAAGCCGAUUUCAGCCUCGUGCCCUUUUCAGCCAGUGAACUCCUUUGGUCUUGUUAUUUGGACCUGUCAGUGCUCUCCUCACCGCCAGUUUACCACGUUGGUGGCCUGUUUCUCUCCUCUGUCUCUGCUUCUUCUGCUGCACCUCUUGCUAAAUAUUUUCCAACACUAUGAGAAAUGUUUCACGGUUAUUUCAGUGUAAUAGAUUGUGCUGUACAGGGAGACGCAGACGGGAGAAUCUUACCCUGCCAUUAUGUCUACUUUUUUUGUGAACGCAGUUUUUAUUUGUAUUUUAUUUAUUGUUAACUUAUUCUGCAGCAAACACAAAUCACUGAUAAGUUUGGACAGAAGCACAGUGGCUGUGGUUGCUGCUUGUGAGUGGAAUUUGUAUUUAUAAACGUGUUUGGGAGAAAACAUGUAUAAUUCACGGAAUUGAUGUUCACUUUUACAUGUAAAACUUUUGUUUACGGUCAACGGUACAACAAGGUUUCAUGCGUUUGGAGUUGCAAAGAAUGUGUACGAGAAAAUGGUUGAAUGUGUUUUAUUCAGCAGGCCUUCUUUUUUCUCACACUGCAGCCAACGUCUGGAUUUUUACAUUUCCGAGGCAACAGUCAGUCACACUUUAAAGUUUAGGUCAAUACAUUUACUAUGCGGCGAUAUCAAAAUAUUUGUGAAUGUUUGUUCGCAGCGCACCACUGAUUCAGACUGAGAAACUUGAUAUAAAUACAAGCUGGCACUUGGUCACUUUUUAAAAUAUGAAAUGUAGUUUUAAAGUCCAUAAAUCAUGAUUCAGUGAUUUUUUUUUUUUUAAUGUUGAGCUCUCCAACCUGAACUUACCCUGUAAUGUCCCGAAAAUUGUGAAAUGUGAUUUAAUCGUUGAUUAAAGGGUAUGAUAUGUUGGAGCACCAACAUCUGAGGAAUGCUGCAAAAAGAGCCACGCCCGAGCUCGUUUCCAUGACAGCUGUUACGUAUUUUGUUAACAGUUUUCUCACUGUUGUCACAAGCAGAUUCUGAUUCAGUGCAACCUCCGUUUCAGUGUUUGUUUUCACGUACACGGUCAGCCUCCCUGGAUGUUUUAUUAAAAAUUUAAAAUGUA
Molecule: messenger RNA, 3103 nt
Organism: Plectropomus leopardus (leopard coralgrouper)
Lineage: Eukaryota; Metazoa; Chordata; Actinopteri; Perciformes; Serranidae
Gene: b3galt6
Product: beta-1,3-galactosyltransferase 6
Biological process (GO): glycosaminoglycan biosynthetic process; protein O-linked glycosylation
Cellular component (GO): Golgi membrane
Molecular function (GO): galactosylxylosylprotein 3-beta-galactosyltransferase activity
Source: RefSeq, a predicted model, not a curated record